Messenger RNA from Stegodyphus dumicola, 3752 nucleotides. Its product is annotated as spliceosome associated factor 3, U4/U6 recycling protein-like. The record is from RefSeq and is a predicted model, not a curated record. Gene Ontology annotation, biological process: RNA processing. Gene Ontology annotation, cellular component: nucleus. NCBI's taxonomy places the organism in Eukaryota, Metazoa, Arthropoda, Arachnida, Araneae, Eresidae. Gene Ontology annotation, molecular function: protein binding; RNA binding.
UCUACUUUGUCUGUCUGUCGGUAAACGCAUAUUAUUUUGUAAAAUUGAAUAUUUCACUUUAUAAAGUUCCUAAUGUCUAAUAUAGAUGAAGCUGAUAUCGAAGAUGUUGAAAUGAGAGAUGAAGAUUCCUUUUCAAAUUCUGCUGAUGCAUCAUCAGAUGAAGAAGAUGCGGAUGAAGAAAAAAUUAACGAAAUUCAGAAACGGAUAGAGGCUAGUCCUUACACUUAUGAUCUGCAUGUUCAGUUGAUAUCAUUAUGCAGGAAGUUAGGAGAUUUGGACCAACUUCGGUCUGCCAGAGAAAAGAUGAGUGAAUUAUUUCCAUUAACACCAGAAUUGUGGUUGGAUUGGUUAAAUGAUGAAAAAACCUUAGCUGUUACUUCUGAACAAAAAGAUCACUUGACUGAACUUUUUGAAAGAGCUGUUAAAGAUUAUGCAGCUGUUGCUGUAUGGUUGGAAUAUGUUCAGUUUACCAUUGGCAAGAUUGGCGAAACUUGGAAGUCAGGUGGCCUUGAAAUUAUUCGUCAGACAUUUGAGAAAGCUGUUACUGCUGUUGGUAUUCAUGUCACUCAAGGUUAUUUGAUUUGGGAAGCUUACAAGGAAUUUGAAAGUGUUUAUUUUCUCACCUUGCAGAGUAGAAAUGCAAGUGAAGAGGAAUUAAAAGAACAAGAAAAGAGAAUCUUCAAUAUUUAUAAACGGCAACUGUCAAUUCCAUUGAUUGGUAUGGAUAAAACAUAUGAAGAAUUUAGAGAAAAAUUUGAUGAAACUUCUUAUCCUGAUAUUGCUGAAAUAGAUUAUGCAUACAAGAAAGCAUUAAAAAAAUUAAACAGCAUACAGCAAUAUGAAGAAGCCCUGAUGACUUCUGAAGCGCCUCAUUAUGAAGAAUAUAAAGCUUACAUCCAGUAUGAAAAAGGAGAGUCGGAACCCAUUCGCGUUCAAAAUUUGUACGAGCGAGCUCUAAUAGAAAAUUGUCUUAAAGACGAAUUAUGGUUGGAGUAUACAAAGUUUAUGGAUUACAAUGUAAAAAUUCGAGAUAUGUCUCUUCCUGUUUAUGAACGAGCAGUGCGAAAUUGCCCUUGGUGUGUGCAGUUGUGGGUCAGUUAUGGAAGAACCUUGGAACGCUAUGAAGAACCCCAUGAAAAAAUAGUUGGUGUUUUUGAAACUGCUUUGAGCAUGGGUUUUGCAAAAGCAGAAGACUUCAAAGAAUUAUGGCUAUCAUACUUGGAUUACCUAAGACGAAGGAUAAGCACAGAGAAUAUUGAGAAUAAUGAAAAUGUUACUGGCUUAAAUGAAGUAUGUGAUGUCUUUGACAGAGCUGUUACACAAAUGCAGCACUAUUUUCGUGGAAGCGAAUCUGAAUAUGUCAUCAUGAAGUACUGGAUUUUUUUCACCGUUAAGUACAAGAAAGACGUUGAAAAUGCUCGAAAUCUUUGGAAAGAGCUUAUUGAUCAUGGCCAUCGAGAAGAAGCUCGUGUCUGGUUAGAUUAUGUAAAUUUCGAAAGAAUUGUUUUAGUUGAAACUUCAGAAUAUCAUGGAACAACAGUAAGGCAUGAUUCUUCUAAAGAUGACAGAACAGUAUUUCUUAGUAACCUGGCGUAUAAUAUUGAAGAAGAUAAAAUAAGAGAAUGUUUUUCUCAGGUGGCUGAAAUUGAAGAAAUCCGAUUAGUUAGAGAUUACAAGGGUAGAUCUAAAGGAUAUUGUUAUGUCGUUUAUAAAUCACCGCAAGAUGCAAAAAAGGCUUUAGAAAAAGACAGAGAAAUGCUAGAUGGAAGACCUGUGUUAGUUUCUCCUUGUGAAGAUAGAAAGAAUAAUCCCUCAUCUCAACCAAAGUUUAAGUUUGGAACUGGUUUGGAGAGAAAUAAACUUUAUAAAGGUUUGCCUUUUUCCACAACCAGAAGAUUUGGAAAAAGAUGUUUAAAGAAAUAUGGUGCUGUAAAAGAUGUUCGUUUAGUAACGUACAGAAAUGGACAUUCAAAAGGUUUAGCUUACGUAGAAUUUGAAGAGGAGGCUGCUGCUGCAAAUGCUGUUGUGAAGACAGAUGGUACAAAAAUUUUAGAUCAUGUCAUAUCAGUAGCUAUCAGCAAUCCACCACCUAGGAAAAAUAAGAGUGUGAAAUUUUCUAGUGUGACAGUAUCUGAAUCUCUUGGUGGAGGCUCAACAAUAAAGGGGCCUCGAGGACGUGGCCGUACUCAGAUAUCAUUGCUACCUAGAUCAGUCUUGCGACCACCUGUGGGCAAGAAAAAUCUUCCUUCAUCUAGUAAAAACAUGCAAAAUGGUCAAAAUUCAGAAGCUGAGAACUCAUCUGAGGACAGAAAACCUCUAAGAAAUAGUGAUUUUGCUGAUAUGUUGAAUAAAUAAAUUAAUGUGAGACUUAAAUCAUUUUCUUCAUCAUCGUCAUUAUCAUUGCAUAGCAUAAUGGAAAGCUCAUCAGAAGAAGUAUCAUCAAGAAGUGUUUUUUAAGCAUUGAACAAUUAUCAUAAUGCUUAGCUGAUAAAUUGUUGUGCAGUAUGCAGAAUGGGCAUAUUGCUCUGCAUGACUCAUAUAACUGUUUUUUUCCCAUGUGAAAAAUAUCCAUUCAUUAUUUUAUUUUUCAAUAAUCAUACAUAGUAUUUAUCAAUUAAGUACAUUUCUGUAAUUGUUUUAAUGUAUAAAACAUCAUGUUAUGUUGUUAUUGCUGAUGUAGUUCAAUAUUAGGAUGGAUGUUAUUGCUAUUUUUCAUUUGCAAAGGGAAGUUUAAAUAUUUUUAGCUUUUUAAGUGAAUAUGUUGCAGAGCAAUGCAAUUAAAUAUCUGAUUCAAAUUGCUUUGAAAAUCGUUUCGGAUAUUGAAUUAAAUGCUGAAAAUUUAAAUGUUUACUUAUCUUAUUUAUUACAACUUUAUUGCAUGUUAAAUUUAAAGCAACAAAAACUGACUUUUUCAUAAAAAAAUUUUCAUUUUAAUAUUCCAAAUAUGAAGUUGUAAUAUGUGUAAAUAGAUAAAUCUAUUCUGUAAUUAUCAGGAUCAUAAUUAAAACAAAUAUAGUAAGUGUUUUUAAAAUACAGCCUGCAUUUAGAAGAAUGUUAAGUCAAAAACUUUAAAUGAAGUUUUCUUUGUUUUGAGUUUUUCUCUUUUAAAUUAUUUAAAUCUUUUUAACUGAAAAAGUAAUGGAUAAAAUGCUAUGUUUAUUCUAAUACUCUUUAAUACUUUUUAUCUUUAAUGCUAAUGCAGCAGAAAAUAAUGGAAUAACAAUGAGUCUGACAUGUAGAAAUCUUUGUGAUUUAAAUAAUAAUAUAAGAAAAACUUUGAUUUUUAUUUAUAGAAUCUUCCAUUUUACUUGGUACUUGAAAACUUACCUCUACAGUGUCUGGUUUGGAAUAACUUUUAAAUGUUGAAAGAAGUGUAAUGAUGGGUUUCAGUAACAUUAAGUAGUAACUUUCACUAUGCAGAUAUUUUUAAAUUCCUGAUGUUGAACUAGAGCAAUAUAUUAAAUGUUUGUGUAAAUUUGUUGUUAUUGAUAACAGAGUGUGUUUGAUUUUUUUUUUAUAAUUUCAUAAAUACUAAAUGGGAGUCUUGAUGCGAAUAAUGAAAUUAAAUAUUUCUGUAUGAUCUCUGUUAUUUUUUUGUAAAAGUUUUUUUUUUAUAAAAUCUCAGAAUAAGUAUUUAUUUUUUAGAAGUAUGUGUGGUGGCAUUUCAUAAAACUAUAUGUUUGGUUAUGUUUAAUUUAAAAUAAUGUGAUAAAAGUAUAAGUUGACAAUAAAACUAAUACUUGUGCUCCCUA